AUGAGCUCACACGUUCACCAUAAACAGUCAUCGACUGCUCAGGACGAUUUUAAUCUUACCAAUCUCAAUCUUCAGAUAGAUGCCUUUUCUCACCUGAGAAAAGAAUCCUUUGACUUGUACAAUCGGCUGCAUUCGAUUCAGGAAGAUGUCCAGUUCGUAAAACAAGUACACGCAGCGUAUCCAACGAUUCCUCUUAUUCCAAACUUACGCUGCGGAGCUUGGUAUUGUGAUCCUGCUAUCUCAGCUCCGUAUCCUGCCUAUUUCAAGUCGACCGAUGGGCAUACGUCAAACUGGGACUUCAACCUGCGGAGGCCCAAUUUACAUAUUUUACCAGUCAUAUCAGAGGCGAGAGGGAUUGUAUUAGUGGAUUCCACGCGGGCAGGCAAACGUAUUCCAGAUGCGCUCUCAAAGACAGUACCAAUCUGGUGUGCAGUGGUCAAUCGAGCGAUGGUUUUACGAUACCCAAAACUACGUGCGGAGAAUAGUUGGGAUACAGCCCUUCAUACACCCCCUCUGUCCGUCAGUAAGCAGGAACACAUGCAGAUUGAAGGCUUGCUGGAUGGUUGGGCAGGGGCACUCGUCGAAUCCAGCUAUACCCUCCCAGAACUAAGCAAACCAGUCCGCCCAAUCUGGAUAACACCGGCUUCAUCUAGUUUUCCACAGCUCAAUGGCGUUGAUUUUUUACCAGUGAUAUGUGUAUCCGCGUCUCGAUACAUCGAAGAGGGAUUAGAUCGACGGACUGGAGGUUUUGUGUACGUGCAAGGGUCCGGGGACGAUCAUGAGUUGUGGGGGAAGGGCCUUACUUCGCAGAAAUACUGGGCCCAUCAUAACCUCCUUCUCUCAGCGCACCGGUUCGACAUUGAAAAAAUAGUUGAAUCUGUGACAAAAAUGCACGAGGACGGCCUGCGCGACAGAAAUCCGCCCAGCAAAAUCAACAAAAUCGGAGCCAAAAUUCAGCUAGCUGCCUUGCAUGACAUUCUACCGCAGAUGCACAACACAGGAGAAGACUUCAUAGCUUACGUGUUAAUUUCUAACAACGCAAACGAGUGGUCGGACAUGCAAAACGGCCAAGAUGUCGACGAAAAAGGGUUGAUACUGCGUAUAGUCUCUCCCGAGGGCAAGAAAGGGCAAAAACACUUCCUUCAAGUGGUACUCCCUCUCUCCCUUCAAUUUAUCCAUUCGCAGCUUUCUCGAGGAGUCUCUGUUUGCAUCUCAUGUCCUACCGGGAACGAUGUCAGCGUAGGAGUCGCAGUAGCAGCCCUCCAAAAAAGUUUCGAUGCUAAUGGGGAACUUGUUCUGGACGGUGGUAGUAUGCAAGGAGUUGCUGGUGCGUUCCAACUGUCAAGUGUCUCCCCGAAGUUGAUUAAACUUUAG
Molecule: messenger RNA, 1374 nt
Organism: Marasmius oreades (fairy-ring Marasmius)
Lineage: Eukaryota; Fungi; Basidiomycota; Agaricomycetes; Agaricales; Marasmiaceae
Exons: 6
Coding region: 1-1374 (457 amino acids)
Biological process (GO): charged-tRNA amino acid modification
Cellular component (GO): cytoplasm
Molecular function (GO): tRNA adenosine(64)-2'-O-ribosylphosphate transferase activity
Source: RefSeq, a predicted model, not a curated record